Molecule: messenger RNA, 4837 nt
Organism: Physella acuta
Lineage: Eukaryota; Metazoa; Mollusca; Gastropoda; Physidae
Biological process (GO): base-excision repair
Molecular function (GO): oxidized pyrimidine nucleobase lesion DNA N-glycosylase activity; single-strand selective uracil DNA N-glycosylase activity
Source: RefSeq, a predicted model, not a curated record
GUUUCAAAGAAGCUAGUUAAUUAAGUGCAAAAUGUCAUCAAGUCCGUGGGACGCUUAUUCUCAACAUUCUGGUCUACCUUCAUCCCUAGAACCAUACGGCCAUCCUUUUACUACAGAUAUGCGUAGCCUUGCUGGUGGCUCUGGUGGUCCUGGGAUGAGUAGCUUGGGUGGUGAUGGUGUCCUGGGCUACCCAAAAUCUAGUGAUCUAUCAGUGAAUCUAGCAUCUCAGUAUGCUGCUUACGGGCAGUCAUAUCAUGGUAUGUCAGAGUUAGGGUUUCCAGGCUCAUCCUUGAGGCCCAGCUCUACUGCCCACUCUCCAGGUGCUGCCACAGAUAACCUACCAGCAUCUUCUCCUCACGGCCAGUAUUCUGGCACACCAACAUCAGAACAGUCAUCCUCUCCCACAUUCCCCAAUUCAACAACGCUGUACACCCCAAGCACCAUUACAAGCAGCAUCUCUUCCAGUCCUUAUGCACAAGCAUUUGGAAGUACGAGCAGUUCUGCAGAUUCAAGAGGACCACCAUUUUCUCCAUUUGCACAAUCCUAUGGGUAUCCCAUGUAUGGAUAUAACCAAGUUGGUGGAUUUCCUCCCUCGAAUUCUCUUGAUGGUGUUAAUCGUUACAUGGGUGGUAUUUCAUCCUCUCAAUUAAUGCAGUCAUCGGCAAUGGGUCUUUAUCCCAAUAGUCAGGCUGGGCAGAUGCCCUUUCCCUACCAUCCUUCCAUGGGUUGGGGACCAACUAUACCUGGAUUUCCCAUUAAAGAAAGUUCCGAUUUAAUGUCUCAAGAAGAACUGGAUCGAUACAGAUAUCGCCAGUUUUCAAGCCCAUACUUUGCUGGUCUGCCCCCAGGGGGUCCUCCGGGGAGGAGCUUCCCACCCCAUCCUUUGCAGCCAGGGAUGAUGAGGACACCCCCGUUUCUCGAUGACAGAGUUCACAGCCCAGCGCCUAAAAAACCAAAGAAAUCCACAGAGGAAGCAGAGAGGCCGCCAACUCCAGCGCCACGAGAUCCUGCUACUUUUCACUCUCAGCGUGGGAUUUACUUGUUCACUUCAAACCCUGAGCCAGGUAGUCCCAAUUUUUUCAGUGAUCGCUACAUGAUGUUUGAAAAGGAGUUGUGUGAAAAACUAUCGCGUGUAAGCCUUCCAGGAAAGAUCCAGUAUGUUUAUAAUCCUCUAGAGUAUGCUUUUGACUCCCAUCUAAAUUUUGUCAGAAGGUUCUGUACAGGUGAAAAGUACAUACUUUUUGUAGGUAUGAACCCUGGACCAUUUGGGAUGUCUCAGAAUGGAGUACCUUUUGGUGAGUGUGCCAUUGUAAAGGAGUGGCUUCAAAUAGAGGGUGAGGUCUUAAAGCCAGUUCUAGAACAUCCGAAGAGAAGAGUUGUAGGACUUGAAUGCUCCAGGUCUGAGGUCACUGGUGGGCGUUUCUGGCAACUAUUCAGAACACUGUGUCACACUCCAGAACAUUUCUUUAGAACCAGCUAUGUGCACAACCUGUGUCCUUUUGCCUUUCUUACUGAUAGUGGUAAAAAUGUUACUCCUCCACAACUAACUUCGUCUGUACUGGAUCAGAUCAAUGCAUUAUGCAAUGCAACACUUGUGGAAGUAGUUCGGCUACUGAAGUGCAAAUAUGUAAUAUGCAUUGGGAAAUAUGCUCUGGCGCAAGCACAGAAAGCUUUGUCAGCAGAUGAAUUUAAUGGUAUCACUUUAGAGUGCUUGAUGCAUCCAAGUCCCAUAAACCCAGCUGCGAACAAGGGAUGGGCUGAUAUUGCUAUUAAACAGUUGACUGAGAUAGGUAUUAUUGACAUCAUCAGGUACGGCCGGAUACCAUAUCAGGCACCGAGCCAGCCUCCAGCUCUGUCACAUACAACAUCAUCAUCAGCUUCUUCUUCAAGUCAUCACUCUCAUCACCACUCUUACCACAACAAGCAAUCCCCUGGCCACUAUGGAUUCCAGUCCCCACCAGUGCAGUCAUAUCACCAGUCUCCAGCUCAAGGGUCCAACAACCACCAGUCCCCAGCACAUGCGUCUAGUGUCAAUCAAUCGCCAGCCCAUGCCUCCUCCCGUAGCCAGUCAUCCCCAGCUCACGCUUCAAGCCGCAAUCAGUCCUCACCUGCACACUCUUCUUGUAGCCAGUCACCAGCUCAGCAACAGCCAGUAGCACCCAACCAGUCACCAACAGCAAACAGUAACACCUCUAUCACUGGACCAGGAGAGCAGAGUAAAGAAAAGCAUUCUAACAAGGAGAGCAAGUCCGAGAAAAGCAGCGCCAAGGACAGUCUGUUAGAUUCUACUUCCAACAACUCUGAUAAGUCUCAGGAUAGCAAGGGCUUGCCACAGCUAAACCCAAAUGGCAUUCCAACUUACUCAAGCGAUUCUAUCGGACAAGGUCAUGAAAAUGGCUUGCAGAACCCUCAGAGUGAAUCAGGUUCACAGAGUUCUGAAGUAUCCAAGGGUAACUCACCUAACUUACAAUAUAACUCUGGAAACUCACAAGGAAAUUCGUCUGACUCUCAGAUAAUCGGCCAAAGUUCUCAGAUGUCUGUUUCUAAUUCUCAGAUGUCCAGCAGUGGGCCGAUGAGUUCAGGAAAUCCACAGAUGCACCUAGCUAUGGGUUCUGGUCAUCCCCACAUGGGGAUGGGACUUUCUAUGACAGGCUCUCCUGGUCUGCAGGGAUCUUCUUCGGAUCAGCUGGGUGGUCAGCAAAUAGGCUCACCACAGAUCAAUACAAACUCUCAUAUGGUUUCUCAGAAUUCACACAUGGGGUCAAUGAACUCACACAUGGGGUCAUCAAUGGCUCACAUGAUGGGGUCGCAGAGCUCACACCAAAUGGGAAUGAGUGUUCAAGGAAUGCAUAGCCAGAUGAGCUCUAUGAAUCCGUAUGCACAGCAGAUGGAUAUGGCGCAGAUGGGAGGAUAUGGUUCAGGAAUGUCCCUCAGUGGUUACCCAGGUAAUCCAAGCAUGAGGUCCAGCUCAGAUAUGUCGGGUUAUGGUCCUCAUAUGGGUCUACAGAAUCCAGGGAUGGGCAUGUCCAGCAUGGCAGGGAUGCAUGGCGGACCAAUGUCCUCACAGAUGGGAAUGUUUAAUCCUCACAUGAGCCGGAUGAUGGGUGCCCCAGAGCAUAUGAGUAUGCAUCCAGGAAUGAACUCGAUGUACGAUGGCACCCUGAUGGCUAAAGAAAUGGGAUAUAGCAGCCACUAUUCUGACAAGCCACCAGAAUGCAGUUAGUGUAAUGAAAGACAUGGAAAGCCAUAGUUAAUCAAAACAAUUACUACUCCUUUUGAAGAUCUGUAAAUUGUAAAGCUUGAGCAUUCUGUGCUGUAUUUUAUGGACUGUUUAUUAUUAAAUAUUGGUAGACAAUAAUUGCAGUUGUUUAUGAAACAUUGUGUAGCAAUUUUAAUAAGAUAGACUUUUGUUUACAGUGAAUACCUGUUUUACAACAGAAUUUUAUCUUGUAUCUUUACAUUUUGAUGAUUCUAAAGUUUGCUGUAUAAUUGGUUUUUAAGUUGUAUAUAUUGUACAAUGUACAUUUAGUAGAGUAAUAAGAUUUUUUUUAGAUUGUAUUUUUAUAUAACAUUUUUUGUAGCAUCAAACAUGCAAUUGUAGAUACCUUCAACUUGUACUUUUUGAUAGCAAUGUUUCAUAUUCAUUUCCAGCUACAUCUUGGAAAGCUUUAAUACCCAAUUCAGCGAACUGCUUUUCUUUUAUUGUGACAAUGAAAUAAUUCAGUUUUACCAUAGUGUCUCAGGCAUUACAUUUCUUUAUAUAUUUUUAAAAAAAUUUGAGUGAAAUUUCAAGGCAAUACAGGGUAGUGUUUUAAAAUUAUUUUUAUUAUGAAUAUUUUAAUAAGAUAAUUAUAAUAAUUUACUAAUUCAUCUGCAUAUUGCUUGACACUAACUAACAAUUUUACUUGAAAAUCAGUUUUUAUUAAAUGGAAUUUUAUAUUUCCUGCAUAUUUUGGUUGUGCUUAGAUUAAUAAUUUAGAGUAGCUUUGUUUUGUAUAUGCCUUGUCAUGUGCUUUGGAGUAGUGCUGAAAAAUGUAUGUCAAAGAUGCCAUUCAAACCACACUUUUAGUAAAAAUAUACAAUUGCUAUGGAAUAGUUGAACAAGGUGUUUUAUUUUUUUUUAAAUUAUAAUAAAAUACAUUGGUUCAACCUUCUUAAAGAAACUAGAUAUAACUAGUCCUGUCCUAAAAACAAUUGUAAUUUGAUGUUUUCAGUUCAUAUAAAUAGGCCUAUUUGUCACUAUAAAAGACUUGAAAGUUUCAACUUACCUUAUUGUUUCAAAAUAUAUUUUAGUUUGUUUUUAACUGUUUUAAACAUUGCAAAGAUAUACUACCUUAAUUGUAUUACUCUGGGAAAGUUAUGAUUUUUUGUAGAAAAUCAUACUAGUGUAAUAACUAUUUACCUUUUAUGAAAACAACUAUCAUACUUCUUUUAAUUCCAUUGACUUUUUAUGUGCAUAAAUGACCUUCCUGAAUCUCAGUAAUAUAAUGAUUGUUAUUAUGUAUUCAUAAGUCUGUACAUUUCUCUACUGUCUCACCUUGUAAUUAUUCAAAAUGUCUUGCUUUAUGUGCAAGUAAUUGAACAAAGCUACAUGGGCAUGAUUCUUUUUUUUUAAAGUCAUAUUUACAAAUUUAGGUUUAAAUUACUAAGUUUUAAAUUACUAUUUUAUGUUUUCUUUGUAAGGAAAUUUUUAAAAAAAUGUUUUAUUGUAUUUAGUUUGGAAACUAGUGUUUUUUUUAAAUGAAACAUUUUAGCUUUCUAAGAUGCAAUUAGAACUUCAAGAGAAUUUUUUUUGAAAGACUCUAUUUAAGUAACAAUUAUCAUGACCUUUUGGAAA